GGCGCGGGGGCCACGCUCCGGGGCCUGCAGGACCUGCCGGUUGCAGCGCGCAACGGCUCCGGAGCUCGGCCUGCAGCGCUGCACGGUUGCACGGCUGCACGGCCCCACCGUUGCACGGCCGCCAUGUACCCGUCGUGGGCCCGCUACGGCGGCGCCGGGCACUACCCCGUGCCGCCUCCGCCGGGGCCUCCUCCUCCUCCUCCUCCCCCCCCGGGCCCUCCUCCUCCUCCUCCUCCUCCGGUGCCCGGCGGGCCCCCGUCCGGGCCGCCUCCCCCGCCCCCUCCCCCUCCUCCGCCGGGCCUCCCCGACCCGCCCCCGCCGGGCUCGGGCUUCCUGAGCUUCCGCGAGCAGCACCUGGCGCAGCUCCAGCAGCUGCAGCAGAUGCACCAGAAGCAGAUGCAGUGCGUGCUGCAGCCGCACCCCCUGCCGCCGCCGCCCAUGCCGCCGCCGCCGCCGCCGGGCUUCGGGGACUGGACCCUGCCCCCGCCCGCGCUGCCCCUGCCCCCGCCGCCCUACCAGCAGCAGCAGCUCUACAAGCACCAGCUGCAGCGGGAGCAGCAGCAGCAGCGGGAGCAGCAGCGGGAGCGGGAUGGGCCGGUGCCCAUGGACCUGGACUCGCCCCCCGACUCGCCCGACGGGGCCGAGCCCGCCCCCCAGCCCGAGGACCGGACCCCCCCGGCCAACAUGACCCCCCAGGAACAGCAGCAAUAUUGGUAUAAACAGCACCUGCUCAGCCUGCAGCAGCGGGCCAAAGCCCACGUCCAAGGAAAGCAACCCCCGCAGGGCUCCGGGGGAGCGAAAGACGCCCCGGAGCAGGCGAAGGAAGAUGAGGACAAGGAAGCGGAGGGCAAAGAGGCGACGGACACCGCUUCGGCCCAGCUCUCGGAAGCGCCCCCGGGCAACGAUCCCCCGCUCCCUCCUCCGAGCGAAGAGGCCCCGCCUCCCCUCCCACCGGAAGAACCCCAGUGUGAGGACCCGGAGGAAGAGGCUAGGUUAAAACAGUUGCAGGCUGCAGCAGCACAUUGGCAGCAGCAUCAGCACCAUCGAGUUGGCUUCCAGUAUCAGGGAAUAAUGCAAAAGCAUGCCCAGCUGCAACAGAUCCUUCAGCAGUACCAGCAGAUCAUGCAACAGCCGCCCCAUAUCCAGACCCUGACGGUGGACCUGCAGCUCCCGCACUACGAGGUGCAGCAGCAGCAAUUCCAGCAUCUUUACAAGAAGUGGGAGCGGGAAUUCCAGCAGUGGCAGGAUCAGUUCCAGACCUACCCUCACAAAGACCAGCUCCAGGAGUACGAGAAACAGUGGAAAACCUGGCAGGGGCAGAUGAAAGCGACCCAGUCCCACCUGCAGGAGAAAGUGAGCUCCCUGCAGAACAUGAAGAGCCAGUUCCUGGGGAGCGUGACGAUGCCGCCUCCGUUCGUCCCCUACGCCCAACUGCCCCCGUCCCUCCCGACCACCAUCCCCCCUCCCGUGCUGCCUCCGUCCCUGUCCACGGCGGUGCCCCCUCCCGGGAUGCCCCCGGCCUUGCCCGCCACGGUCCCGCCCCCUCCGGGGAUGCCCCCUCCCGGGAUGCCCCCUCCCGGGAUGCCCCCGACGGGACCCCCGCCGGGCCUGCCCCCGCCUCCGUCCCUCUCCUCGACGGGCCCGCCCCCCGGCCUCCCCCCGCCGUCCCUGCCUUCGGCCGCCCCGCCUCCCGGGCUGCCUCCCCCGCCCCUGUCUUCGGCCACGCCCCCUCCCGGGCUGCCCCCGCCGAACCUCCCGCCGGGCCUGCCCCACCCGAUGCCGCCCACCUCCGGCCCUCAGGGCUCCAAGCUCCCCGAUAAGCCCAGGCCGGCCCUGCUGCCCACCCCCGUGUCUUUCGGUCCCUCCCCGGCCUACCAUCACCAGGCGAAGCCCCCGGGGGGCCCCUCGGACCCGACCAACGCCCAAAUGCCCCCGUUCGGCUCCUUCUCGUCGGACCCGGCGCCCGGGGACCACAAAGCCCCUCCGGGGUCCUCGGCCGUCUCGUCUCAGUCGGCCCCCGGGCCGCUCAAGGAGACGCCAGCGAGAUCGGGUGGGCUGCUCCCGGAUCCCCCUAGAAGUGCGUACUUUGAAGGACUAAGAGGAAGUUCUCGAUUUGAUGGCCCUCGAGGAAGGGGGUUUGAUAGAUCCGAAGCCCCCCGGACCAGGUUUGAGGGACCGAGACAAAGAGGUCCUCAUUUUGAGGGCCAGCGCCAGGACGGGCCCAGAUCCCGAUUCGAAGGUCACCAGCCGGAGGGUUCUUCAACCAAGAGGGGGGCAAUUCCCCGCGGGCCAGCCUCUCAGUUUUACACUCCCUCAAACGCUGCCCAGGGACCUCGACAGAGCGGGCCGCAAUGGAGGGGACCGCGAUCCUCUUUCGGACAGCAGACCCAAGGGGAUUCCUUUUCGGGAAACCAAGACUCCUACAAAGACCCCGCUGGCGGUCUGCAUAAGGGCAAUAAGAUGCAGCCACCUCCCUUUUCUCUGGGGGGAGAGGCGAAGGAUUCCACGUCGAUUCACCCAGACGAGGACCCCGACGACGCCCAGGAAGAUCCGUCUCAGACCGACGUCCACCCGGGGCUUUCCGAGUCUUCCGGUUGGAACCGGAAUUCUCAGACUAUGGAGAAGCGGAUGGAUAAGGCCAACGCCGCUCCCGCGCAGUCGCCUUUCCAGUCACGAUCGGGGACGAUGGAAGGCGGAGGAGCGUCGGCGCUGACCGGAGGUAACGACCUGAAGUCUCUGGAUGCUAGCCUGUCCCAUUCAGAAAGCAACCAGGACAAAGGGCCGACUAGGCCAGAGAACAAAGACGGCAGGUUCGACAGCAGUCGGGGCAGGGGUGCGUCUUACCGAGGUAGAGGCCAAGGCAGGAUGGAGGACAUGAGGGACAAGGGGCUAGCCAGCAGAGGGAGAGGACUGAUCAGACCUCCCAUCGGCCGGGGCCAAGGGAUGGGUAGGCCAGAAGACAACCGGGACAAGAUGAUGGGCCGGCGGGAAGACGGCCGGGAGAAGAUGAUGGGCCGCCGAGAAGAUGGCCGGGAGAUGAUGAUGAUGGGCAGGCGGUCGGAUGACCGCGACCGGGGGCCGAUGAGGCCGGGCGGCGGGCGGGACAAAGGGAUGGGCUGUCCUGUGGGUGGCCCGGACAGGGGGAGGCCCAGUAGCCGGGAGAGGGGGCCUCCCCAGAGAGCCGGCAGCCAGGAGAGAGGUCCACCGCUCCGUAGGGCCGGGAGCCGAGAGAGGGGGACUCCCCGGCGAGCCGGGAGCCGAGAGAGGGGACCGCCCCGGAGGGCGGGCAGCCGGGAGAGGGGAUCGGGCAGACCCGAAUUUGGCCGGGAUAAGGGCCCGCUCAGAUCGGAAUCGGGUGUGGAUAGAUCCAUCUCCCCCUAUCACCGGGAUGAGCAGUCCAGGCCUUCCUGGAACCACGGGGACGAGCGGAGACGGGAGGAGUUUCCACCGGAUGGCCGGAGCGGCCCUCCCCUGGAGAGGGAGAGACUCGACGACUGGGAUAGAGAGCAGUACUGGGGAGACUACGAGCCCGACUUCCGGGACGAUACGCUAGACCCGUACGGUAGGGAGGAGAGGUUUCCGCCGCCUCGAUCCCACGACGGCGACCGGCACGGCCCUUGGUGGGACGACUGGGAGAGGGAGAGGGAUGUGGAUCGGGAGAUGGACCGAGACGUAGACAGGGACUUGAGCAGGGAUGUGGACCGGAUGGGAAGGCAUCAAGAUAUGUACGAUGGAGAAAUGGAUCACGAAUGGGACCGAGAUUACGCGAGGCCUUUGGACGACCAAGAUUCGCAGUACCACGAUCGGGAGAUCCCGCCUCUGUCAUCCCUGCCUCCCCUCCCGCCCCUGGAUAGAUACCGGGAAGACAGGUGGAGGGACGACAGAGAUCGGGACCACGGCUACGACCGGGACGUCCGGGACCGGGGCGAGUUGAGAGACCGAGACUAUCCGGAGAGGGGAGAUACGUGGCGAGAGAAGCGAGACUAUGUCCCCGACAGAAUGGACUGGGAGAGAGAACGGCUGUCCGAACGGUGGUUCUCACCUGAGGCGGACCGUCACUCGCCUCUGGCCGAUCACAUGGAUUCCAUUCCCCCGCCGUCGCAUUCGUCCGACAUGCUGGGGUCGCACGCCAACCUGGACUCCGAACAGUCCCUUGGCGGGGUAAUGGUCCUUAGUCAGAGGCAGCAUGAGAUUAUCUUGAAAGCUGCCCAGGAACUGAAAAUGCUCCGAGAACAGAAAGAACAACUUCAGAAGUUGAAAGACUUUGUCCCGGAGCCCCAGAUGCCCGAGAUUCCUCCGCAAGAAGCUUCGAGAUUGCAGAAUACGUCCUCAAGAUCUGGCAUUUACCAGCCCCCAGGGUCGUACAGACCUUCCCCUCCAGUGGGGAAGCCGUCCGCUCCCAUGAUGAGGCAGUCAGCUCCAGGAGCGAGGUCCUCCAUCCCCCUCACCAGGCCCCCGCCCAUGUCGGCACCGCCUCCGUCCACAGCCAUGAAACCGUCCCCUUCUUCGAUGGAGCAGGAACGGUGGGACGAAGAUUCUUUCCACGGGCUGUGGGAUACCAGCGAGGAGAAAGGCCUGGCCUCAGAGUACGAGCCAGAAACAGGGCCCCCGCCUUCGAUUCUAAUGAAGACCCAAGCACCGCCGCCCCCCGUCCACUCCUCCAUUCCACCCCCUGGCUCGAUGCCGCUAAUGAUGCCAACGAUCUCCAAACCACCUCCCGUCCAGCAGACCGUGGACUAUGGCCACGGGCGGGACAUAUCCACCAGUAAAGUUGAGCAGAUUCCCUAUGGUGAAAGAAUCACUCUCCGCCAAGACCCACUUCCAGAAAGAUCAUAUGAGCCAGAGCAUCCUAGCCAACGUGAUCGCUACGAAAGAGAUCGGGAGCGCGAGCCCUACUUUGAUCGGCAGAGCAACGUGAUGACGGACCACCGGGAUUUCAAAAGAGAGCGGGACAUGCAUCGAGACCGAGACCGCGCUGUCGUCGACUAUGACCGGGAACGAUUCGACAGGGAUCGUCGUCCUCGGGAAGACAGAACACAGUCCUACCGUGACAAAAAAGACCAUUCUUCUUCAAGGCGGGGAGGCUUCGAGCGGCCACCAUAUGAACGGAAAUCAGACCGACCGGCCUAUGACCAUGGACCGUCCAUGUUUGGAGGAGAUCGGAGAAAUUACCCCGAGGAGCGGAUGCCACUCUCUGCGCCACCGUUAAGCCACCAGCCCCCUCCUGCCCCAAGAGUAGAGAAGAAGCCGGAAUCAAAGAACGUGGAUGAUCUCCUGAAGCCGCCGGGCCGUGACAGCAGACCCGAAAGGAUCGUGGUCAUCAUGAGGGGGUUACCUGGUAGCGGGAAGACCCACGUGGCAAAACUUAUCCGAGAUAAGGAGGUAGAGUGUGGGGGACCCGCACCCAGAGUCCUCAGCCUGGAUGAUUAUUUCAUCACCGAAGUGGAAAAAGAAGAGAGAGACCCAGAUUCUGGAAGGAAGGUGAAAAAGAAGGUGAUGGAAUAUGAGUACGAAGCGGACAUGGAAGAGACGUAUCGCACCAGCAUGUUCAAAACCUUCAAAAAGACCUUGGAUGACGGCUUCUUCCCCUUCAUCAUACUGGAUGCCAUUAAUGAUCGAGUGAGGCACUUUGACCAGUUCUGGAGUGCGGCCAAAACGAAAGGUUUCGAGGUCUAUUUAGCCGAAAUGAGCGCAGACCACCAGACCUGUGGCAAACGGAACAUCCAUGGGCGCAAACUGAAAGAAAUCAAUAAGAUGGCUGAUCACUGGGAAACCGCACCGCGGCAUAUGAUGCGUCUGGAUAUUCGUUCCUUGUUACAAGAUGCUGCUAUAGAAGAGGUUGAGAUGGAAGAUUUUGACGCAAAUAUUGAAGAGCAGAAAGAAGAAAAGAAAGACGCAGAGGAAGAAGAAAGCGAACUGGGAUACAUUCCGAAAAGCAAAUGGGAGAUGGAUACCUCUGAGGCAAAGCUAGACAAGCUGGAUGGCCUACGGACGGGCGCUAAAAGGAAGCGCGAUUGGGAGGCGAUUGCCAGUAGGAUGGAGGAUUACCUUCAACUCCCCGACGACUAUGACACCCGUGCUUCCGAACCUGGAAAGAAGAGGGUGAGAUGGGCCGAUCUGGAAGAAAAGAAAGAUGCCGAUAGGAAGAGAGCCAUAGGCUUUGUCGUUGGACAGACUGACUGGGAGAAGAUCACAGAUGAAAGUGGUCACCUUGCCGAGCGAGCCCUCAAUCGCACGAAAUACAUUUGAGACAUAGUCAUUAAGUGGAGUCCUUCUACCUGUGAAGGAGGUUUGCGUAAGGCGAUUUGAAGCUGAGGCUGCAUGGCGAUCCUUAGCGGGUCACGUCAUUUCCGAGUUCAGUUGUUCUUUUCUUUCGUGUCCUCCUCACCGCCCCCCCAGCCCCUUCCCUUUUUGUUUUGGUUUUUUGCUGCUUUAAUUUCUGCAAGUUCUUUUAAAUAUCAGCAGGGGAUCCUCCAGCGCCCCCAAGGGGUUCGAUUAGAGUCUUGCUAAGCCCAAGCAAGAGCUGAAUUUUCUUUUUAGAAAGUUUGGGGAGGGAGGGAGGGGUUGGUUUAGCUGCAGAUGCCGGGGUGGGGUUACGGGAGGGAUCGGGUAGAAAAUAAUGUCCUCCACUGUACUAUGUCCAGAAUGUCUGUAUCAUCAUUGCUUUGUGGCCGUUUUCAUUUUAUACCGUGUGGACCCUUAUAGCUGAUUGUACUAGGAUUCAGACCAAUAAACUUUCAUUAUAAAGCCAA
This is a messenger RNA of Ornithorhynchus anatinus (platypus), 6752 nucleotides long. RefSeq names its product YLP motif containing 1 (gene YLPM1). The record is from RefSeq and is a predicted model, not a curated record. Gene Ontology annotation, biological process: regulation of telomere maintenance. Bases 124 to 6249 code for a protein of 2041 amino acids. Gene Ontology annotation, cellular component: nucleus. The transcript has 23 exons. NCBI's taxonomy places the organism in Eukaryota, Metazoa, Chordata, Mammalia, Monotremata, Ornithorhynchidae.